AAUUACAAAACAAUCACCAAGUCUCUCAUUGCUGCUACUCUGCUUUCUCCCUCAACAUCUCCGAUGAGCACCCCCAAACCCCUCCCCCCAACCGAAACCCUAGCUCUCCCCAACUCGCUAACCCUAGCUCCCCGCAUCAAACUCCUCCUCACUCUCCACCGCGCCGACGACUCCGUCUCCCCCCUCGACACCUGGCUCCUCAAAACCUCCCUCAUCUCCUUCCUCGAAUCCUCUUUCUCGAUCUCUCUCCCGCUCCCCGAUCUCCACAUCGUCCCCUUCAAGGACCUCAAGAAACGCAAGCGCCACGACCCCGUCGCUCGCGGCACGAUAAUUAUCAGAGAUUUGGAUUUCGCCUCUCUCAAGUUGUCGAAAUUCGAAGAGGAGGAGGGGGAGGAGGAGAAAGGUAGGGUCUUGGAGAGGAAGUUUGCGGAGUGGAGGAAGAAUGCGGUGGAGAAGAUGGAUGGGAUGGAGAUGAGGAUUGUGGGGGAUAGGUUUAAGUUGAGUGUGGAGGUUCCGGUGGGUGAUGAUUUCGAGAGGAUGAAGAAGGAGUGGGAGGAGCUUGCGGCCUUCGGGAAUCGAGGGUAUGCAAGAGGUGGGAGACGACUACCUGAUACAAUUAUUUUGAAAGGUGUUCCAACACGUUGGUUUGUUGAGCCGCUAGUACCUGACAGGCCCUCACAGAUAGUUACUCAUACGAUAUUCUCAGCCCUUGGGGAGAUAAGGACUCUUGAUGUGAAAGAGGACAAUGAUACAUGUAAUCUUGAGGAUGAAGAGGAUGGAUAUACAGUACCGGGAUUACAUUGUAAGAUAAUUGUUCGGUACAAAGAAUACAGCGAUUUUUGCAAUGCUUUGAAGGUUUUAAGUGGCCGUUCUUUGCAGAAGCAAGGAUCUCGUUUAAAGGCCGAUUAUGAGGUUACUUGGGAUAAAGAUGGAUUCGGAAAUGCUAGAAGCCAACCAGAAGAAACUGAUAGAUGGAUGCCGUCCAAUAGAUAUAGCAGGGAAGAUGGACAAUCGUACAAUUCUCGCUUUAGCUCCGAGAAAGGGCGUCCAAAGAGAUUCAAGGAAUGAAGAUGUGGUUGAAACAUCUUUUAGUGAUUGCGGGUCAAAGCCCAGGAAGCCAAUUUCCAGACUGAAAAUUGACCAGAGAAGAUCCAGCUUUAGGAUUUAGCAUUCUGUGUUGUAUUAUAUGUUCAUUAAUUUCUUAGUUGUAUCUCUUAAUUUUGCCAAUAUGUAGCUGUUUAUUUUUGGGUUUUUUCCAGAAAGUUGGUACUUAUCCAAAGAAAGAAAAGAAGAUAAGUAUCAAAACAAGAACAUUUUCUGAGAGAUGGCCUAUACAGACACCUUUGAUUUUGUUA
This is a messenger RNA of Daucus carota subsp. sativus, 1355 nucleotides long. RefSeq lists its product as uncharacterized. Lineage: Eukaryota; Viridiplantae; Streptophyta; Magnoliopsida; Apiales; Apiaceae. The record is from RefSeq and is a predicted model, not a curated record. Bases 64 to 1068 code for a protein of 334 amino acids. The transcript is spliced from 5 exons.